This is a messenger RNA of Cuscuta epithymum, 1475 nucleotides long. The record is from the annotation of a GenBank genome assembly. NCBI's taxonomy places the organism in Eukaryota, Viridiplantae, Streptophyta, Magnoliopsida, Solanales, Convolvulaceae.
GAUAGAGGUUCUUUAAGUUAAGGUCAUAAUAAUAUAUAAUUUCAUAAACCCAAAUAAUUUGUGCUGCUUAAACUCUUUUCCCCAAUUUGUCAAGAACUCCCCAGUCCCUCGUUCAAAGAUCGUUCAAUUCCAGUAUCCUGAUUUUUGUUUUCCGUUACCCCGGUCCACGAGAAGCUUCUGUUGGUUCCGUCGACGUUUACGUUUCCGGCAUUCAGACCAUAUACCUUCUUUCAUCAUCUUCGUAUCUGCAAUCUGCAACCAGUUACUGCGACCGCUGGUAGACCAAACUACAUAUAGGGUUUGUCACCGGAGAAACAGCAAUGGAAAGCAAGCCACCAGCUGGCGCUGCCGCUUGGACUGGUGCGAAAGGCGGUCACACGGUGGAGGAAGGCGAGGCCAUGGUCCAAAAGGGAUUGCAAGAUUCAAAGGUUAAGUAUAUGAGGGAGCAAUUGGCGAAAGCGGGAUGCAGAGUUACUGGUAAUUUUUUCAAAGCCGUCCACUGCGAUAAGCCUGCCUCCGGCUUUUUUGUUCCCGAGGGUGGAGGGAUUAAAAUAUGUGCAAACAAUUUGAGAUUUCAAGAUGAAGUAACUCAAGUACUUAUCCACGAGCUCAUCCAUGCAUAUGAUCAUUGUCGUGCUAAAAAUUUGGACUUUAAGAAUAAGGAACAUCAUGCUUGCGCUGAGAUUAGAGCCAGCCAUCUUAGCGGGGACUGUCAUUUCAUGAGAGAGUGGUUGCGUGGACACUUCAAGAUAAAAGGUCACGAACAAGCAUGCGUGAAACGAAGAGUGGUCUAUUCAAUGUGUGACAAUACCAAUCAAUCGAAGCUUGAUGCAUGUGCUGCUAUGGAAAAAGUGUGGGAUACUUGUUACAAUGACAUGGAUCCUUUUGACAAACUUUCUUGAGUCAGAAAAUUAUCUUCGUCCCUUAAAGACCUUACUAUUUCCAUCUUUACAGAAUUCAAAAAAUCAAAUUGUGUUUGAUUGACAUCUAGAAAUGCUUUUUUGUCGUGGGUAAAUAUUAUUGUAGGGGGGUAAGGUUUUGACGUUUGGCACAUUUAGAUACUGAAACUUGAAGGUAAUAGAGUAAAUUGAUAAGAUUUUAUUUACUAAAUAGAGAAAGAGGACUUUACUUAAGGAUUUUCCAUAGAAAAAUACAAAACAUUAAAGAGCGAGUUGUGAACCAAGCUCACUUGGGGACUAACUCUGACUGUUUAGAGGACUGCUUAUUCAAGAGUUUAGAUGAUUAGGUUAUUUCUUUUAAUUUAGAAUGUAUGGAAGCUUUUUGCUGUUACUAGCCUUAUGUUUGCUUCCUAUUUAGAGAAAUUUGGUUGUUAUGGCUUUUAGUUUUUGUUUCCUGGAGAUGUGGCUGCAUUAUGGAGAUUGGAUGCUGACGUAUUAAUAGAAGAUGGUUUCUUCAUCUUUUGGAAUUCUUUUUGUUGUGAAAUGUAUUUAUUUCAACGGUAUUUUUUUAACGUG